This is a messenger RNA of Aspergillus novofumigatus IBT 16806, 810 nucleotides long. RefSeq lists its product as uncharacterized. The transcript has 2 exons. The coding region runs from base 1 to 753 and encodes 250 amino acids. The record is from RefSeq and is a predicted model, not a curated record. Lineage: Eukaryota; Fungi; Ascomycota; Eurotiomycetes; Eurotiales; Aspergillaceae.
AUGGUUCAUCACACGGACGAUCAAUCCACUGGUGGUAAAGAAGGACAAGGCGAUAUGCUUUUGCCCGCUCCAGCCACUACGUAUUCUCCUACAAUACAAUGCUGUCACUACUCUGUACUCCUUUGUGCUCCCAGCAAUUGCCGCUCUCAGAUGAGAUUCGGUCUGCGCAUGUCCUACUUAGCUAUCACCCUGUUACUAGACAGUAGUGUUCAUUCGGCCCCAUUGAACAGGAUCUACCUGGUCAGACUGACUGACUUGAAGUACCACCUCCCAAAUCACAAUCAGCCCGCCUGUGAAGUGGCUGGACGGCGACGCUCUUCCCAGUCUGCCUCCUCCGAUCUACUUGGUGCAAAGGUUCCAUCUACGUGGUCUUACACGGCUCAAUUAAACUUGGGCAGGAUGGUCUUGCGAGGACUUGGAAAGGGAACAUGCUUUACUACAACAUCUUUCCCAGCUCAGUACUCCGUAUCUGUUCUCGAAGACUCGCCGCACGCGAUAGCAUCCCCGGGACCCGUUAAUCCGCAAACCCGGAGGAAAAGGUUUUCGGCUUCCGCGCUGCAGGUUAUUGCCAGGGAGGACGAUGGAGAUAACAACCAAAAAAAAAAAUACCCCAAAAACAUAUCCUCGCAAAGCCAAGAGAGGUUAAAUUCCGAUGCGGGGAAUCGAACCCCGAGCUGCUGUGUGAGAGACAGCGAUGUUAGCCAUUACACCACAUCGGAUAACUCAUGGAAAUACCUGACGAUUAUAUACUGAUGUUGCAGAACGUCGCGUCGUCAAAAUUUCUGCAGUGAGCGAUUAUGGGUCGUGCCG